Glycine soja is the source of this 2852-nucleotide messenger RNA. RefSeq lists its product as uncharacterized. NCBI's taxonomy places the organism in Eukaryota, Viridiplantae, Streptophyta, Magnoliopsida, Fabales, Fabaceae. The record is from RefSeq and is a predicted model, not a curated record. The coding region runs from base 1210 to 2706 and encodes 498 amino acids. The transcript is spliced from 2 exons.
AUCUAUAAUUUAUAUAGAUUAAAAACAUAUUUUCAUAUUUUAAUCUUUUAUCUUAUGUAUAUGCAGAGAAGAAUGGUGAUAUCAGGGUUGGCAUCAAGGGUGACACCUCUUCAAGGAUCAUUGAGCACGUAUCAACUGUAAGGACAGACUCAUUUUUCUCACCUUCUGUUGAAGCUUGGAAUAAAUCAGGUGCGUAUUAGAGGAAAAUUACACAAUAUUCUAGCCACAGCGAAACACUGAUGCUUAGGAUCAUGAUGUUCACAAUCACAAUAAAUAGGAAAGGUGAUACUUGUGAUUGGUGAAGAAAUGUUUUUGUUCUGGAAAACUUUGCUUCGUUCCCCUCAUAAUAUCAAAUCUCUAUUCCUAUUCACUCGUAUUCGCUUGCUAAGCUAACAUCAUGUGUCAUUUUUAUUUUUCUAAUUGGCACAUGUUUAAAAUACAAAGAUUACCAGUCUAUCAGGUGAAUCGGGUGGACUUUAGCCAUUAUGUACACCAAAAAAAGUUGAAACGUUGGGAACUAGUAUUUUUUCUCCCACUAUAAUUUCAGUUUUUAAUUUCCUGCUAAAAAACAAGCUUGUAUUCAAAGAUCUUUUUCUCCGUGGUAAAUGCUGGCUUGUACUCAAUCAGCAACACACCAAAAAACUCUCGAGAUUAUAGUGACACCUUAAAACCCCAGCGAAAAUUUUCACAUGAAGGUUUGUUUGAUUUUCUUCAUUUAGAUUGCUUGGGUACAACGGAUUUGCAGGGGGGAAUGAUGCAUAGGACAGUUUGAACAUUUAUGGUUUAUAUUACUGGUCAUCCAAUGGGGGUAAGUCAAACCUUUAUUGGGUGCCACUGAUUUGUUAAUUAACCUUCCGAGGGUCAAAUUUAUUAUUGUAAGAAAAAUGUAUGUAAUGUAACUGGAGACGUGCAAUUUACUCCUCAUAUUUGAGAAUGUUUUGACACUUGACACAGCCUGUGUAAAACAAUUACUUUGUAUCAAAAAUCUUCAGGAAACCUGCAUGUGCAUGGAGAAGUUUUUGCAAGAAAGAGACAAAAAUUACAACAGUGUGUCGCAGAUGCCUUAUUUACAGACACAGAGAAGCUCUGUUCAAAAGGGUUAGGCACAGUUUUGAUAUUAAUAUUAAUUGUCCUUGCCCUUUAUCAUGAAUGUAAUAGGAAUUUUUCAGGCACGAUAUUAUUUCCAGGCUCCUCAGUCGGCUGUUCCCUAUGGGCACUGAGGCAAAUAAAUAUGUGGAUACACAUCCAGGAAAAUUAGGGAAUGCUACAAGAUAUGAUUUACCCGAUUCUCAAGAGACAGAUGAUCAAUUUAAGGAGCACUAUCAGAUACCUAAAAGGAAACUUCUUGAACUAGAAUCAAGUCCAUACUUAAGCAAUGAUAUGCCGUCUCCUAUGUUUCUCAGAUUAGAUGAGAGAAUUAAUCUGCACUCGGAGUUUCCAACCAAUCAUUCUCACAAUUUUCCACCUCUUUACAGUAUAACAGAACCUGAGUGCAAACUAAGUGCAACUCCAAGUUUCAGUGCCACAGCCAAGAGUGGUGUAACUCUUGAAUCUCUGUUUAGCAAAGCAGCAAAUGCUACCAGAUAUGGUUUACAUGAUUCUCAGGAGUUAGAUGUUCAAUUUGCAGAACACCAUCUGAUACCUAAGAGGAAACUUCUUGAACAUGAAUCAAGUUCAUCCUUCAGUGAUCAUUUGUUGUCUCCUGUGUUUCUCCAAUCAGUUGAGAUAAUGAAUCCACAUGUUGACUUUCCAACUUAUCCACUCAAGUUUCAACCUCUGUUCAGUAUGACAGAAGCUAAAAGCAAUUUCGGUGGAAUUCCAAGUUUCAUUGACAAGGGUUAUGUAACUCGAGAAUUUCUGAGUAAUAAUCAAGAGCAUGAAAUCCUUGCACUGAAUCAUUUCAAAGAGCUGGGGAAACUUGAGAGUGAGUCGUUUCCUCUUAUGGAGAAUUUUUUUGACUAUACUACAGAUGAGACAAGUUUGCCUAUCACUUGUAAGUAUACAAAGCCAAAUAUAGCCCCUGAGUUACCAAUUUUAGGCUACGGUGAAGAGCAGAUACUAAAUAAUACAUUAGAUGAAUACCACGUUAGUCCUUCAUCCUUGCUACUUGACAAGCCACAGGUCUUCAAUUCAAUAUUGGAUUCUGGUUUCUUAAGAUGUCAAGAAUUCAAGUUUGGAAAUUAUGUCUAUGAAGACAUGGACACAAAUUUUAACCCGACAGCAUUGUCCUUGUCACACAAUAAACACUACUUAAAUGUGUCUGAAAAUUACAAGAAUGGCAUUUCAUGUGUGCAAGACAGCGUGUUCCUUUCACCAUACCAGCAUUGGGUUGGAAGGACAGUUUCCGGUGCCUACCAUCAUCGUCCUAAUCCGGAAACCUGGCUACCAUCUUCACCAGAUGAAUGUCAGAGGUGCUUAUCCCUAACUAGUUCCCAUUUAAAUCACCAAAGUUCAAAUUCGAGAACUUUCCAAUUACCGCAAAGGGAAAGUAUGUCUUCUCUUUUUCAUAUUAAUGAUAAUUACAAGCCAGAAAUGGAUGGUGAAAAUCACAGUGUAAUGCCUUACCAUUUUAGGGAAGGCUUGAUUGAAAUGUAUAACUCAUCUUUUCUUCAUAUGUCCAUGCAAAGAAACAGUGGAUGCCCAUUUCCUUUGGAUGGCUGCAACUAUGUCAACGAACAAGAGAAAACGCAGAAGCUGUUCCUCUAGAGUCUAACAGUCUAAAAUGUUUGAUCAAACGUAACCCUGCGGAUAUUUCUGGUUAAUUUUGGACUGAGAUACAAAAAGACAUGUCCAUCAACUGUUACCUUUUGGUGGAAAUUAAUAUUGUUACUGUGAUGGGAUCUUUGGUAAUU